AGAAAUCGCUCGAAGCUUUCUCUGUUCAGCUCGGAGAUCCAGCGCGUGUCCAGCCAUGCCAAAACGAAUACUUCCCCUGUCAAUUUUGUGAAGUUCAGUGAUACUGGCACACCGCUCCAAGGUGAACUACGCUUAAUUAAGGUUACAACAUAUUUGUUGUUUUUAUUUUUUUUCUAACCCUGGAAUAAAGUGAUUCCUUUUUGGUGCACUCGCUUUUUCUGCAGAGAAUUUUAGCGCACUCGCAACCUUUCACCAUUGCUUCCCAAAGGAAAACUGACUUUUUUGCGCUUGUUUCUCGGACUCUCCAGAGGAAGCGUGUCGUUGCUCCUGUGGUUGGCAUCGUCAUGGUGUUAGCUCUUAUUAUAGCGAUACCGCUUCUGGUCCAAGCGUCCAAGACAGACGCGCACUACGAGAUGAUGGGCACCUGUCGGAUGAUAUGUGAUCCAUAUAACCCCAAACCCAGCGCCAAUGCUCUGGAAGUCAUGCAGGACCUGAGCGUCAUACCACCCCCGGCGUUCUCGCAUGGGACUAAAGGCGAGCCGGGUCGGCCGGGGAAACCCGGACCGAGAGGUCCGCCCGGCGAACCGGGUCCACCAGGUCCAAGAGGACCGCCGGGGGAUAGGGGGGACUCGGGGAAACCGGGCUAUCCCGGGCAUACCACUGGAGAGACGGCGGAGGGGACUGUGAGCAGUGACAGGACCGAAAAUGCCGAGGGCCCAGAGUCCGCAAUUGGCGGCACAAAAAUUGCUUUUUACGUGGGUCUUAAAAAUCCCCACGAGGGAUACGAGGUGCUAAGGUUCGAUGACGUGGUAACAAAUCUAGGGAACCAUUACGACCCUUCUACCGGCAAGUUCACGUGCCAAGUGUCCGGGAUAUACUACUUUACAUACCAUGUAUUAAUGCGCGGGGGCGACGGGACAAGCAUGUGGGCAGAUUUGUGCAGAAACGGACAGGUCCGCGCCAGUGCGAUAGCCCAGGACGCAGACCAGAACUAUGACUAUGCCAGCAACAGUGUAGUGCUUCACCUAGACUCCGGGGACGAGAUCUACAUCAAGCUGGACGGAGGAAAGGCGCAUGGGGGAAACAACAACAAGUACAGCACUUUUUCCGGUUUCAUUUUGUAUCCGGACUAAACCGCUUCCCAGACAUGCAGGGAUGUGAACUCUACUAUCAUUUAUUAGACUCUAUCAUAACUAGAGCAAGUUGCCCAUUGUCCGCGCGCCACUGUAAGCGGCUGUGUGUCAUCUGUUUGUAUUUGGGUGGUUUGGGGCGCCAAGACUUGCCAACCGCUCAAAUACAGACGACAUUUCCGUGUGUUGUGAUAUUUUGUUGCUUGAACGUCUGUCUGUGUUUCCACUCAAGAUAUAACCUUCUUCUAUUUAUGUAUCAAAAAUAAGCAACAAAAAUCAAAAUAAGGAGUAAGAUGUCCUAUGUAUUGGUCCACCAUGGACCGAAUGUUACAACAUGUUUUGUCUUAGUAGCUUAUUCCAUUACAGUAAGUAUUUCAAUAAAUUAUGUUUUCUAUUA
Molecule: messenger RNA, 1527 nt
Organism: Oncorhynchus kisutch (coho salmon)
Lineage: Eukaryota; Metazoa; Chordata; Actinopteri; Salmoniformes; Salmonidae
Product: complement C1q-like protein 2
Exons: 2
Coding region: 345-1133 (262 amino acids)
Molecular function (GO): protein binding
Source: RefSeq, a predicted model, not a curated record